Messenger RNA from Daphnia carinata, 1298 nucleotides. Its product is annotated as serine/threonine-protein kinase/endoribonuclease ire-1-like. The coding region runs from base 104 to 871 and encodes 255 amino acids. NCBI's taxonomy places the organism in Eukaryota, Metazoa, Arthropoda, Branchiopoda, Diplostraca, Daphniidae. Gene Ontology annotation, cellular component: IRE1-TRAF2-ASK1 complex. The record is from RefSeq and is a predicted model, not a curated record. The transcript is spliced from 3 exons. Gene Ontology annotation, biological process: intrinsic apoptotic signaling pathway in response to endoplasmic reticulum stress; protein phosphorylation; IRE1-mediated unfolded protein response. Gene Ontology annotation, molecular function: protein serine/threonine kinase activity; ATP binding; RNA endonuclease activity.
CAACAAACCCAAAGCGCAUCUAUUGCGGUUAGACGUCAGAAUCAACUACGUUUAGGAUUUGUUUCUCAAUCAACACGAUCCUGCAGGAAAAGUUAGUUUUAAAAUGACAGGAAAACACAUUGGAGCUAUUUGGUUAGACACGACAAAUCCUCGCUCAUUAUUAGGUGAAGGACAGUACAGUGCUAUAUACCUGGGUAAGUUGAAUGGCAGCACGAAUGUAGCCAUUAAAGUGAUUGAAGUAGAAGAUCAGCCGGAUGAAAAGUAUAAUCAACUCCCAGAAGAUCAGCCGGAUGCAUACCAUAAUCAAAUGCCAGGACAAAUGCCGGCCAAGCAGAGAAGCAACCGAAUGAAUGAAGUUCUGGGCCGACUUAAGCAUCCAAAUGUCAUCAAACUGUUAGGGGUCGAAGAGGAAGAUUCGAUUAAAUACUUUGCACUUGAAUUGUGCGCAGCUACGCUUGAUCAGUACUGCAGGGGACUCUAUACUGGACCAAUGCCACGCGAAGAAGACGUUCUACUACAAAUGAUAAGUGGUUUACGAUAUGUUCACUCGGAAAAAUACGUCCAUCGAAAUAUUGAGCCAAAGAACAUACUCAUUUCAAAAUUCCCUAUCCGUAUCAUUCUGUCCGAUUUCGCGCUGAGCAAACCUAUCGACCCAAACGGAUCACUAUCUGUCAGUAAAAAUAUGUCAAUUAACCAGGGUCGUCAACUAUGCUGGUUGGCUCCCGAAAUGUUGGAUAAUCCUGACGAUCCAGGUUUCUCGGAGAAAAGAGGUUCCAUCGCUAGUGACACCUUCUCGGCGGGCUGUGUCAUUUUCUAUUACUUAACGCUAGGCUUGCAUCCCUUUGGAUCUGAUUUGCAUUUUCUCACAUGAACAUUUUAAAUGGAGAACCCGUCAAUCUAGAACAUUUACACGAAGAACAACAUCGAUUCAAGAGCAUGAUUGAAGCUAUGAUCUUAAGGGAACCUACAGCUCGUCCGGAGCUCAAAGACGUUGAAAAAAUUCUCAAAGAAAUGAGUGGAUCAUACCCGUCUGACCCUGAUAAGGAAUACGCCGAAACACCAGGCGAUGAUAAAGACCCACCUCUAGAUGAACGUCCUGACUGGAUAAGGUGAAACGUCGAUCGUCCUAGAACGUAAUUCAAAAGCUGUUUGUAAUAAAGGAAAUUUUACAAAAACAUUUUUUGAAUUAAAAUGUCUCACCUAAUUAUUUCACAGUUGAAAUAGGAAUGGUUUGUAUGUCUAGGAUGAUCACGGCGUUUAUCGUUGUUCUGACAUGCAAAUACACCCACAUCCACCAA